Mytilus californianus (California mussel) is the source of this 2112-nucleotide messenger RNA. Its product is annotated as ninjurin-1-like. Gene Ontology annotation, cellular component: membrane. Gene Ontology annotation, biological process: tissue regeneration; cell adhesion. The record is from RefSeq and is a predicted model, not a curated record. Bases 127 to 741 code for a protein of 204 amino acids. The transcript is spliced from 4 exons. Lineage: Eukaryota; Metazoa; Mollusca; Bivalvia; Mytilida; Mytilidae.
UGCAUUUUAUAACCACUCGGCGGCUGCAUAUGAAGCUGGAAUAAGAAAAAUGUCCUACGACGUUUUUCGUUGACUCAACGACUGAAAGUGUAUUUUAUAAGUAGAUAUAGCAGAAAAUGUCUAAAAAUGAAUCAAGUAGUGAUUGGCGACACGUCUAACAACAAUGAAAAUACUUUACUCUCCAGUGAUGACCCACCGCAUGAAGGCGAGGAUUUCGUGGAAGGCAAAAAUACUCUCGGCGAAGAUGAAACUGACAAUACUUCUAACACCGGUGUUUUUACAAACAAAUUCCAAUCUCGACGUGAAGUUACAAAAGGAUUAUACGACGUUGCCUUACUGAUGGCAAAUGUAUCUCAGCUAAAAUCAGUCUUGGAUUCAGAUGAUAGUACAUACUAUAUGGCCCUAGUUUGUCUGCUUAGUUUAUCGAUAGCAUUACACCUGGCAAGCGCUAUUUUGCUCUAUAUUUUGCUCAUUAUAGAGAAAAAUGCAAAGAACAAACAACAGCAUGACGCUGUGAAGAUAAACAGCAAAGAAGGAUAUCAAACAAAACAAUCAUCUCUGAAACAAACUCCAGCUAAUGAAAGUGAAAAAACUGCAGUAUGCACAAACUGUUUUGCAGUAACACCGUACUGUCGAUGUUGGAAAAUUUACAAAAUUGACAUUAUAGCAACAUUUUGUGUAUUUGGUGUGACAGUUCUCAAUAUUUUUAUUACAGCGUUUGGAAGCAGUAUCAAAUCAUAAUUCACAAUCGAUCAUAAGUAAAGAAGUUAAUUGGAAGCCGAAGACAACUUCAGCCCAACAUAGUUGUUUAAUAUGGAAUGGACAGCUGUUUAUUUUCUCAAUCUAUCUCUUGUAUCCAUUCAUCCUUGUAUCACCGCGUCUGGUUUUGGGUCUAUCCUCUCCGUGGUUCAUCUUUUUACUAGAAAAGGGUCGAUACCGCUACAAGUGGAAUGUUAGAUCCCAGGGAAACCACCAGCUCUGUAGUCAGCUAAUAGGUACUGAAAUUAUUUAUAACAUACUUUUCUAAAACAUCCCGUUGAAAAAAUUCAAAAAUUAUUAAGAAACUAUGGUUCAAAACUCCCCCAGUCAAAGUUGACUUACGAUUAAUUUGAUUUUUCUUUUUUGGUCCUUUUUGGACAUGAAGUUUCUUAUGUUUUACGUAUUUAUACGACUCUGGCUUUCAUUAUUUUUCGAUUUGAGCGUUUCUGUUGAAGGUAAAUCCUGAAAAACGCAUCGGACGCACUCAUUGCAUACAAUGUUAUUUCAUUUUCUGCUGUAAUCCUCGCUUGCUUUCUCUAAUUGUUUUCCCCUUGCUAUCCUUUUUAAAACUCCGGAUUGCAAAAUCUUAUGUUGAUGGUGGUGGGUGUUGUCUGUUUUCAUUAUGGGUUUGCUAGUGCUGCAUUGCAAUUUGUAUCAAUGUAUUACAUAGUUGCAUCUCUUUUUCAUGCAUUUUUCAUGCUAAUCUGUUUUAUGGUUGUUAUGGUUCGUAUUGUUCUUGUGGUUUUUUUUCUUAAUUGGUAAGUCCUUUUACAUUACUAAUUACGGAGUCACUAAGGAAUUUCAUUUAUGAUUUAUUCAAUAUCUGUUUUCAUAAGCUGGGAUAUUCCAACUUCGACGACACUGAAUAGUCUUAUAGCAUAUUUCAUAGCUUCAAAAUAAUGAAUAUAACCAUUAAGAAAGUGACAAUAAAAUCGUUCGCUUGCUGUUUUCUAAGUUUUCUAAAACUUAUGCGCAAUGCCCCCAACUUCUUAAAACUGUACGAAAUAGAUGUUUUUAGAGGUUAAAAAUAAGGUCGAAGAGAAACUGACAACGCUGUGACAAAAAACGAGAAACAAAGAAAAGAUAAACAAAGUCUACAAAACACAACUUAGAAAACUAAAGCCUGAGCUACACGAAUCCCAUAUAAUGUUGAUCUUAGGUCAUGCGGAAGUAUAACUGUACAAUAGAUAUGUCCCGAAUAUUAAUAACGAAAUAAUCGAGUCUUAUUUUUUGCUGUGUAGAUAUAACCAAUUGGAAUAUUUUGUCUAUUAAUAAUGUUUUUAAAAUAAUAGUAAUGUAGAGGAAACUGUUCAUAAUUUUAAAAUAAUACAAUUCAAUAAAAAAUCAGUUAUU